Messenger RNA from Vigna angularis (adzuki bean), 1425 nucleotides. RefSeq names its product sorbitol dehydrogenase. The record is from RefSeq and is a predicted model, not a curated record. Gene Ontology annotation, molecular function: zinc ion binding; oxidoreductase activity, acting on the CH-OH group of donors, NAD or NADP as acceptor. NCBI's taxonomy places the organism in Eukaryota, Viridiplantae, Streptophyta, Magnoliopsida, Fabales, Fabaceae. Bases 123 to 1217 code for a protein of 364 amino acids. The transcript is spliced from 6 exons.
GUACUAGUCAACAUAGGAAAGAAAGAAUAAAUCAUUGUUCACUGCAGGGAUCACUUUGUCAUAACUGAAAGUAGAAAUCUUUCUAUCAUAGAAAGUUGCUAAAGAUUAGAAAGAGAAGGGAAAUGGGUAAGGGAGGAAUGUCAAUUGAUGAUAAUGGAGAAGACAAAGAGCAGAAUAUGGCUGCUUGGCUUCUGGGUAUAAACAAUCUCAAGAUUCAACCUUUCGAGCUUCCUAUUCUAGGACCCCAUGAUGUCAGAGUUAGAAUGAAAGCUGUUGGGAUCUGUGGGAGUGAUGUUCACUACCUCAAGACACUGAGGUGUGCACACUUCAUAGUUAAGGAACCAAUGGUAAUUGGUCAUGAGUGUGCUGGGAUCAUAGAAGAAGUUGGUAGUGAGGUAAACAAUUUGGUGCCUGGUGACCGUGUGGCGCUUGAACCUGGGAUCAGUUGCUGGCGAUGCGGCCACUGCAAACAGGGUCGAUAUAAUUUGUGUGAUGAAAUGAAGUUUUUUGCUACUCCACCAGUUCAUGGUUCCCUGGCUAAUCAGAUAGUGCAUCCUGCAGACCUAUGUUUUAAGCUUCCAGACAACGUGAGUCUAGAGGAGGGGGCCAUGUGUGAACCCUUAAGUGUUGGUAUUCAUGCUUGUAGGAGAGCUAAUAUUGGACCAGAAACCAAUGUGUUGAUCAUGGGAGCUGGACCCAUAGGACUUGUUACACUGCUUGCAGCUCGUGCUUUCGGAGCACCCAAGACUGUCAUUGUUGAUGUUGAUGACUAUCGUUUAUCUGUUGCAAAAUCUCUUGGUGCAGAUGACAUUGUUAAAGUCUCAACAAACAUUCAGGAUGUGGCUGAAGAAGUUGAGCUGAUACAAAAGGUUAUGGGAGCUUCUAUAAAUGUUACCUUUGAUUGUGCUGGUUUUGACAAAACCAUGUCUACAGCAUUGGGUGCUACUCAGCCUGGUGGCAAAGUUUGCCUAGUGGGAAUGGGACAUUCUGAAAUGACUGUCCCACUCACCCCUGCAGCAGCAAGGGAAGUUGAUGUGAUUGGAGUUUUUCGCUAUAUGAACACAUGGCCUCUUUGUCUUGAGUUUCUAAGGAGUGGGAAAAUCGAUGUAAAACCCCUUAUAACUCACAGGUUUGGGUUCUCUCAAAAGGAAGUGGAAGAAGCUUUUGAAACAAGUGCUCGUGGUGGUACUGCCAUCAAGGUCAUGUUCAAUCUUUAGAAAUUGUCUUAUUUUGAACAAAUCAUAUACUUUCAUGCUCAUGCUCAUGCUCAUGCUAAAUACCAAUGUAAUGAUCACUUGGGUUAUGAAUAAAGUGGCUCCAAGAAGAACUUGUGAAAAUGUGAAUGGUAACUGCAGCAUCUACAGAUUCAGUUAUGAGGUGAAACCUUUGCUUUGUGAAUGAGUAAACCUUCAAAUUCGUUCAUCA